This is a messenger RNA of Canariomyces notabilis, 5736 nucleotides long. RefSeq lists its product as uncharacterized. The transcript has 3 exons. NCBI's taxonomy places the organism in Eukaryota, Fungi, Ascomycota, Sordariomycetes, Sordariales, Chaetomiaceae. Gene Ontology annotation, molecular function: nucleic acid binding; phosphatidate phosphatase activity; RNA helicase activity. Gene Ontology annotation, cellular component: actin cortical patch. The record is from RefSeq and is a predicted model, not a curated record. The coding region runs from base 160 to 5565 and encodes 1801 amino acids.
GCCCCGCCAUCACCACCCUUUUACCUGCCUCCCUUACCUUACCUUAGCUUACCUUCUGGGUUGAUUGGCGAAAGACAAAGGCACCAUAGCCUGAUAAACUACAAUUCAACUUCCCGGCUGUGUUAUCCCUCCGCCACCGCUCCCGCUCCGUUCCCAAAGAUGGCGCCGUCGCACAAGCGAAAGGCAGACCUUGACGACGACGACGACGACUUCAUCCGCACCAUUUCCGACAACGACGCGGACAUACCCGAUGAGGAAGAAGAGGUCCUGGAGGAUAUCCCCGCCAACAAGAAGACCAACAACAACAAGAAGAAGACAAAGACCAGCGGUGGAAAGAAAAAGAGCAAACAACAACAACAAGCCUCUGCUAAUGAGGACGGGGAUUGCGCGGAAGAUGAUGGCCUCACCGGCAUAUGGGGACAAAAGGAUGAAGACGACGGGGCGAUGGACUCGGAGUUUGAGUUUGCCUUGGAGAACGGCGCGGACGGGGUUGUUGAUGAGGAGUUUGCCGGGUGGGGGUUUGAGGGCGCUAAGAAAGGGGUGAGUAGUGAGAAUCGGAAGGUGGGGGUGGAUUUGGAUGAGAUUAUUAGAAGGAGGAGGGAGAGGAAGGAGGGGAAGGGGAAGGGGAUGGCCAAAGGGAAGGGAGGGAAAGAUGAGGGAGAGGAGGAGGAGGGGGAGGAAGAAGAAGAAGAGGUGGAUGGUGAUAUGGAUAUUGAUCUUGAUCUUGAGGAUGAUCGGGAGGGGCUGUUGGCUGAGGAUGGGUUUGGGAUGGGGGUUGGGUCGGAUGUGGAGGAGGAAGAUGGGGAUGGGGAUGAGGAAAUGGUGGAUCGGGAUGAGGAUGAGGAUGAGGGUGGGGGUGAGGGAAAUGGAGAGGAAGAGGGGGAUGAUGAUGACUCGGUGGCAACACCAGUUGAACAUCCUGAUGAUGUGGAGGAGUCUGAGGACGAAGAGGACGAGGAAGAGGAUGCUGAGGAGGCAGCAAAACGGAAGGACUUCUUUGCUGCGCCCGACGAGUUCCAGAAGCCCGGCAAGAAGGGGCAGUUGUCCACUUUCCAGGGCAUGUCGCUCUCGCGGCCGAUCCUUAGGGGUCUGACCUCGGUUGGGUUCACGAAACCGACGCCUAUCCAGGAGAAGACGAUCCCCAUCGCGCUCAUGGGCAAGGAUGUGGUUGGUGGUGCCGUCACCGGUUCCGGAAAAACUGCCGCGUUUGUGGUCCCCAUCUUGGAGCGUCUUCUCUACAGGCCCAAAAAGGUUCCUACGACAAGAGUUGUCAUCCUCACGCCCACGCGUGAACUGGCUAUCCAGUGCCAUGCCGUGGCUACGAAGCUGGCCAGCCACACAGACAUCAAGUUCUGUCUCGCUGUGGGAGGACUCAGUCUGAAGGUUCAGGAGGCGGAGUUGCGUCUGAGGCCGGAUGUGGUGAUUGCCACUCCUGGUCGCUUCAUCGACCACAUGCGCAAUUCGGCCAGCUUUGCCGUCGAGACGGUCGAGAUUUUGGUCCUGGAUGAGGCGGACAGGAUGCUCGAGGACGGUUUCGCCGAUGAGCUGAACGAGAUCCUCACGACCCUGCCCAAGUCCCGACAGACAAUGCUCUUCUCGGCGACAAUGACGUCGUCGGUCGACAAGCUGAUUCGUGUUGGGCUCAACAAGCCCGCCAGAAUCAUGGUCGAUUCGCAGAAGAAGACUGCUGGAACCCUGACGCAAGAGUUUGUGCGGCUGCGGCCGGGCCGCGAAGAGAAGCGCAUGGGCUACCUGGUGCAUAUCUGCAAGACGCUGUACACGGAGCGUGUCAUCGUCUUCUUCAGGCAAAAGAAGGUUGCGCACCGGACUCGCAUCAUCUUUGGGCUGCUGGGCAUGUCUUGCGCAGAGCUCCACGGAAGCAUGAAUCAGGCUCAGCGCAUUGCUAGUGUUGAAGCAUUCCGCGAUGGCAAGGUAAAAUAUCUACUUGCUACAGAUCUUGCUUCUCGCGGUCUGGAUAUCAAAGGAAUUGAUACAGUCAUCAACUACGAAGCACCCCAGACCCUUGAUAUAUACGUUCACCGUGUGGGUCGUACCGCACGUGCCGGUCGCAGCGGCGUUGCUAUCACGCUCGCGGCAGAGCCGGACCGCAAGGUGGUGAAAGCUGCUGUCAAGGCUGGGAAAGCCCAAGGCUCCAAGAUCAUCAGCCGAGUGAUUGAGCCGGCUGAGGCGGACAAAUGGCAAGCCCGGGUGGACGAAAUGGAGGACGAGAUCGAGGAGAUUAUGCAGGAGGAGAAGGAGGAGAAGCAGCUGGCUCAGAUGGAAAUGCAAGUGAAGAAGGGCGAGAACCUGAUUAAGCAUGAAGAGGAGAUCCACUCACGGCCGAAACGGACGUGGUUCGAGACAGAAAAGGACAAGAAGAAAGCCAAGGAGGCCGGCCGGGCUGAGCUUAACGGGGUUAGGGAACAGAUGAAGAAGAAGGGCGCGGGUAAGCUCAGCAACAAGGACAAGAAGAAGCUCGAUUCGAAGGCGGAGCGGAGCGAAGGCAAGUCCUGGAAGAAGGGCCGCGCUGAGAGAAGCGGAAAAGGGGCGGUCCUCAAUUUGAAAAAGGUCAGGAAACCGAAGCCAAAAGGGCCGGCAGGGAGGAAAGGGUUCAAGGGGAAAAAGUUCAAGCCAGCAACAACCACCACCCUGGCGCCCUUCAAACGGCUCCUGCGCUCCUCGCCGCUCCCGCGCCCGCUGCAGCAACACCCGCACCUGCACCCGCACCCGCACCACCGCCCAUCCCUCCUGCGCUACCUCUUCCCGCGCACCGUCCGCGACCUGUACCGCGAACGCCUGCUCCGCUUCCGCCUCGAGACCCUCCCGCGCUACAAGCACCGCCUGCAGAGCCGCAUCUACCGCUUCAUUGUCGAGCGCCAGCGCAAGCGCCGCGAGCAGACCCGCCUGGUCGACCUGGUGCGCUCUCACGGCAGGCGGUUGCUUCUGGGGACAAGUGGGACCGGAAAAGCGGCGCUUGGGAGAGUGGCAAAGGGGAAUGCGGGCGUGACUGCGGCCGUGAAGGCGAAGGACUCGUCGUCGUCGUCGACGUUAAGCGUUGCGACAGACCGAGGCGCAGGCGCAGGCGCAAGGAGGAAGAUGCAGCGAGGGGAGGAAGAGAGUGCCUACGGCUAUGGGGCUACUAGGUAUGGGUAUGGGUAUGGGUACGGCAGCGGUGGGAGUGAGUCCCCGCCUCUGCCCGGUGGCCGAGAGCGGGGCGCCAGACGGAAGAGACUAGCUGCCAUGGCGGGCAGCGUGUACCGCGCCGGAGUGGCGGCUGCCACGGAGCUCAAGGAACAGUAUAACAACACCCGGACCAGAGGCGCGGUGCUGGACAUGUCGGAUGCGCAGUUCUCGAUCCCCGGCGCGUUCCCGCAGGUGUCUAUUGUUACUAAGGGGGAGGAGCAGAUGGUGCUCUUCCCGACGUACGCCAAGAGGCAUGUCAGGGAGUUUGGGAAUCCGGGGAGGUUCCCGCCGGGACAGCACUCGUUCCAUGCGGCGAAUGCGGCGCAGAUGGGGGUUAGUGAGGAACAGUACUGGAAGCAGGAGUGGGCGAGGGUGGAGGACGAGAAGGCGGUGGCGGAUGUUGAUGUUAGGGGGUGGAUAUACAUGCCUAGCAAGGGCCCGAUGACACGGCGGAAUCGCAUGUUGAUUGGGCUUGCGAGGAGGCUUAGCGGCAUUCCAACCCCAAACACGCAGCCGGGACCAGAAUUCAGUCCGCACGAGGAUCAUCAAAAGAUGAAGGAAGAGCAAAGGAUUGCGCGGGAAGCCCGGGAAAUAGAACGGCGAGGGCAAGGGGAGGAGGAGGUUGCGGAAAGGGGAGGCUACAGCGAGUUUCCCAGUGGCCCCGAGGCGGCUGCCGGAUUCGAUCCUGUUGGGAAAACGCAUGCUCCCGUCUCACCGCCGCCAUCGCCUACGCUGUCCGCGAGGACGCCCACUAUGCAGCAGCAAUCGGACCUGACGGAUGCUGAGCUGGCGGUCGCAAAUGCCAAUCUCAUGGCACGCAUAGGGCCGUUCAUGACGACGCCUUUGGUGCAGAUUCCCGUCACCAUGUUCUUUUACAACGACGAGCAAUCACGAUCGCAUACAGUAAUGACGGACGACUCGGGCCACUUCAUCACCCGCAUCGCCCUCGAGUUCGUCCCUACACACGUGCGAGUCCUGGCGAACGAGGAUUUAUCGGCCACCAAGCCUAUAGAGAUCAUCGAGGACAGGGGUGUCAGCCUGAUCAGCGACAUUGACGACACGGUCAAGCGCUCAAAUAUUAGUUUGGGCGCCCGUGAGAUCUUCAGAAACACAUUUGUCCGUGAGCUGGCAGAUUUGACCAUCGAGGGAGUCAGGGAAUGGUAUGGCAGAAUGCAUGAUUUGGGUGUCAAGAUCCACUACUGCUCCAACAGCCCAUGGCAGUUGUUCCCCGUUUUGGCGACGUUCUUCCACACGGCUGGCCUACCCCAUGGCUCGAUCCAUUUGAAGCAAUACAGCGGCAUGCUGCAGGGUAUUUUCGAGCCGGUGGCGGAAAGGAAGAAGGGCACGUUGGAAGCCAUCCUUCGAGACUUCCCGGAGAGGAAGUUUCUUCUCGUUGGCGACAGCGGUGAAGCGGACCUGGAGGUGUACACCGAACUGGUUGUAGCGAACCCCGGGAGAAUCUUGGCCGUCUUCAUCCGCGAUGUCACUACCCCUGAUCAGGCGGGCUUUUUCGAUUCUUCAUUCACCAUGGGUACACCACGCAGCAACACGGUGAGCAGCCGGACCAAACCGGAAGAUCAGUCAACCCGUGAUGAGCCAAAGAGCAAACCGCAGUUGCCUCCUCGUGCACCUGCACCGCCGCCCGCUUCUACAGGACCAAUCAUGGGGACGUUGAUAGACUUUUCAGACGAACCGGCCCAGAUCAGUCCCGGAGAGAUGCCGGCGAACGAGGUAAAACCGGAAAACCCCGUCCGAAAGGCGCCGCCACCGCGUCCCGCCAAGCCCGCGGCACUGCGAAGCGCCUCAUCUGACGCAAGCAGUGGAAGCCAGAAGCAGCGCCCUUCCCCGGCCCUGAAUCCUCGGCUCGAAGACCUCUCGAUGGCCGACGACAGCCUCCGCCCGCUACAACGGGCACAGACUCAGUCAUCCGUUGCUUCUUCCAACAGCGCUAGACCAGCUCCUCCGCCACCGCCGCCGCCCCGUCGCGGAGGUACUCCUCUUCUAGCGCAGCAGCAGCAGCAGUCGAGGGGGGAUUCCAACCCCAACCCGGAUGUUACCGAGAUGGAUGCUUCCCUUCCUCCUGCUUCUGGGAGUUCGGGCUCCUUCCCGGUUCAGGCUGCUGCUGCUGCUUCUGCCAUGUCGGAGACGGCAGCAGGGGCGGCGUCAUAUGGACCUGCGGGAACGGCGGCCGUGAACAAGAAGGUGGACUUGUGGCUGCGCCGGCUGGCGAGGGCGCACGAGAUCCUGGACGCGCACGGCGUCAAGCUGUAUACCUGGCGGCGGGGGGAUGAAGUUACUGCUGAGGCGGAGGGGAUUGUCAGGGAGGCGUUGGGGAGGAUUGAAGUUGAUGGUAGGGAAAGGGGGGAUAGAAAAGGACUAUAAAACUUAGAGGAGACUUGGAUGAAUUGGGGAGGGGAUUUACUGAAUGAUUCAAUGAGAGCGGGUGCAUUGUAUUUACUAGGGGUUACACCUGUGAAGUGGGCAGGAGCCACUGCAUCAAUUUCCUGUAUUUAUUGUGGCUCGGCUGGGCAUCUCCCAUCUUGAACUCUAAGC